Magnolia sinica is the source of this 1007-nucleotide messenger RNA. RefSeq names its product pavine N-methyltransferase-like. The coding region runs from base 617 to 910 and encodes 97 amino acids. The record is from RefSeq and is a predicted model, not a curated record. NCBI's taxonomy places the organism in Eukaryota, Viridiplantae, Streptophyta, Magnoliopsida, Magnoliales, Magnoliaceae. The transcript is spliced from 2 exons.
GCCAAACCGCGACCCUUUUUCUUUGAUAUGCGACCCACUUGGGUGUUGGAUCUGCUUUAAUUGUUGCAUCAUGCCAUAAGAUGUCCUGAAAAAAUGAAUGGACGGUGGAUUUCUCACCAAAAUCACAAUGGGCCACUUAACCUAAUCUUGCUUAAUGCACAAGCAAAGGCUUCUAAUGGUUGAAUUUUUCUCUCAUUUUUUCUCCACGUUCCUUUUUCUUUCACCCUUUUAAACUCGUUCCAAAAAAGCGCCGACUCUCCUCUCUCUCUCACUCUCUCUCUCGACCCGCAGCGACUCUCCUCCCUCCCUCCCUCCUUCCCUCCCUCUUGAUCGACCCGCAAUCUCUUUUUUCUCGACCCUCUCUAUUCGUGUUCUCUGCCAACCCUCUCUCUCUACCUCAUCUGUCAGUAUUCAUUCUUUAACCUACCCUCUUUCCCUCUCUCUCGUCUAAGGACCCUAUCCGUCUAGACGGGCCCCUCCAACGGUAUGCCUCGGAGAACCUCAUUGAAGGCUUGCCUGCAAAAGUUGGCAUCCUAGAUAUUUCGGGCAUCUUUACAACACAAGAAAAACCAGGCUACAUGUCUAAAUCGCUGGAUAUCCUAGCCUGUGAGUAGAGAUGGGAUCUGGAAAAUCAGCAACAUCUCCGUUAUUGAUGUUUGUGGCUCCAUCUCAAGAUGUCGUUGCUGAUGUAUUGAUUUUCAGGACCGUCUAUACCAUGAGGCUGAGAUUGCAAUACUUGAUAUACAGCUGCAAUAGGGCACAAAUACAAGAUAGUCAAACCAUCCUUGAUCUUGGCUAUGGACAAGGACCAUUUACUUCACAUGUUGCUCUGAAGCAUAAAAAUUGUUGUUUUACAACUGUUACUGAUUUGAUCUCUCAGAAGGACUUCAUAAAGGAGCAAUGCAAGUAAGACUUCAAAUCGUAUUAAAGUGGAUUAGUUUGUAGAUGUGCUUCCUUGGAUUGUAUAUGUAAAUCUCAUACUGUUAUGCAUGGUUUGCAUCUUAGAA